AUGGCAUCCGAGGUCUCUGCAUCGCAGGGGGUACCAAAACCCAAGAUUGAUCUGUCCAAGAAACUUUCAGAACUGCGUUCAAACCGAAAGUCCCAACCGGCGCUACCUUCCCGCCCGUCCAGAGAACCUGCUCCAGUCACCCCGCCGCUUUCUAACCCUCCGGAUCUAUCCUCCCACCAAUAUGCACGCCCAGUUUGCCGAAUCUUAUCAAACCAUGACCAUCAGUUGUUCCUUUCCUCGUCAUCAUAUUCUCUAAUCCUCGCCUUCAUCUUCGGUCUCUCCGAUUCGGUUCGCGGGCGUGCAACCACAGACUCGAAAGAUCGUCCGGUUUCGCCCAACGUCUCCAAGAUCCUCGCCGUUGUUGAAUCCAUCCGGACACUUCUGGAUCAACAUCCUUCUAUCGACCAAGGUGGCUCAAGAUUCGGUAACCCUGCUUUCCGCGACUUGUUUGACGAUGUUGCCGCGCAGAGCGCAAAGUGGCACAGGGAGAUCCUUGGUAUUCAGGAUUCGACCGCCAUAGAAGAAGCAUCAGCAUAUCUCAUACACUCCCUGGGCUCGCGAGAUCGUCUAGACUACGGUUCGGGCCAUGAAUUAAAUUUUAUGAUGUGGCUGUUAUGCCUACGCCAGAUGCAGCUAUACUCAACCGCAGACUUCGAGAUGAUCGUAUUUCGAGUGUACGUUACUUACAUGCAUCUCAUGCGUGACGUCCAAUCCGCGUACUACCUGGAACCGGCAGGCUCUCAUGGUGUAUGGGGUCUUGAUGAUUACCACUUCCUUCCUUUCCUUUUCGGGGCCGCCCAGCUCGUGGAACACCCCUACAUAACCCCGUUGGCAAUCCAUAACAACGUAAUCCUUGACGAGGAAGGGGAUAGAUACAUUUACCUAGACCAAGUGCGGUGGGUAGAUAGUGUGAAAACCGUCAAGGGUCUACGAUGGCAUAGUCCUAUGCUAGACGACAUCUCAGGGGCCAAGAACUGGAGCAAGAUCGAAAGCGGGAUGAAGAAGAUGUUCGUCAAAGAGGUCCUGGGUAAACUACCCAUCAUGCAGCACUUCUUGUUUGGCAGCCUGAUACCCGCAGCGCCAGGCAUGGGGGAGGCAGACGAUGUGCAGACGGACGGGCACGAUCAUACCCACAGCCACGACCACGCUCACGCCCAGCACACCGAUCAUUUUGGUGACUGUUGUGGAAUCAAGGUUCCGAGCACUGUAGCUGCAGGAGCGGAAGCGCGCAAACGAGGAACAGGCUUGCGGCCAAUCCCCUUUGACUAG
Molecule: messenger RNA, 1269 nt
Organism: Aspergillus oryzae RIB40
Lineage: Eukaryota; Fungi; Ascomycota; Eurotiomycetes; Eurotiales; Aspergillaceae
Product: serine/threonine-protein phosphatase 2A activator
Exons: 1
Coding region: 1-1269 (422 amino acids)
Biological process (GO): mitotic spindle organization
Cellular component (GO): protein phosphatase type 2A complex; nucleus; cytoplasm
Molecular function (GO): protein tyrosine phosphatase activator activity; peptidyl-prolyl cis-trans isomerase activity
Source: RefSeq, a predicted model, not a curated record